Ichthyophthirius multifiliis is the source of this 2007-nucleotide messenger RNA. RefSeq names its product ubiquitin- hect domain protein, putative. The record is from RefSeq and is a predicted model, not a curated record. Gene Ontology annotation, molecular function: ubiquitin-protein transferase activity. NCBI's taxonomy places the organism in Eukaryota, Ciliophora, Oligohymenophorea, Hymenostomatida. The transcript is spliced from 4 exons.
AAGCAUUUAAAAAUGAAUUAUUUGAGAAAUAUAAAGUAUAAAACUUUUAUUAACCAAUAAAAAACUCAAAUGGUGAAAUAAUAACAUAAUAAUUAAAAGACGAAUAUAUUAGCAUAAUAAAAAAAUUAUAUGAAUUUUGGAAUAGCUAUUAGAAUUCUUUUUAUAGAAACUUAAAGUUUUUAUUGAAAAAAAUUGAUAAUAUUUUAGUUGUAAAUAUGAAAUCCUUGUUUCCGGAAUUUAAAAAAGAAGAGAAAGAUUAAUAAUGGUUUGAAAAUAAAAUUUUAAUCUAGAAAAAGAUGUUUUUAGAUGAAAUUAAACAUAUUUGGGUUGACGAUUGUAUACAUUUGUAAAAUUUUUAUUUAAAAACCUUUGAAUUAAUUAAUUUAUGUUUGCUUUUGGAUAAAAUAGAAGAUAAUAAUAAUGAAUCAGAAUAUACAUUUACUGAUUUUUUUUAUUGUUUAAGAUCUUUUUUGAUUAUUUAUUAAACUUUUUGUUUGUAAAAUAAUGAAUUUUCAGAACAAAACGAACCUAAAUCUCCUUUUUUAAAAAGAAUUUUAACUUAUGCGCCUAUGGAAGAAGAAGAAGAAUUAAAUUCUAAUUUACUCUCCAAACAAUAUUCAAAUAUUUCUUUUAAAAAUAACUAGUUUGUUAUAUAGGAUUUAUAUGAAAUUAUCAAAAGUAAGUUCUUGAAUUUAGCCAUUAAAACAAUGGAUCAUAAUAAAUAAUUUUGUAAGUUUGUAUAAAGUUUAGAUUAUAAGAAAUUAACAAUGAAUUAGAAAUUUAGUAUUAUUAAAUAUUUAAGUUAAGUUUGGUAAAAAAAAUAUUCAACAGAUUGGGUUGAAAUGAAUAUUGAUUUAGAAAGAGAUUAAAUGUGGCUUAAUACAUAUAAAAAGUUAAUUGAAUUAAUUCCAGUAAAUUUAGUACAAAGAAAAUUCGAAAUCAAAUUUAAAGAUGAACCAGGAGUAGAUGCUGGAGGCCCUUCAAGAGAAUUUUAUAGCUAAGUAUUUAAGGAUUUAUUAGAUCCAUAAAAAGGAUUUUUUUCAGUUUCUUCAAAUGGAAUAACAAUGUAACCUUCUAUAAAUUCAUGUAUAAUUCCUGAUUAUUUAUUACACUUUUAACUUGCUGGAAGAUUAUUAGCAAAAUCUAUUUUAGAUGGAUAUACAUGUGAGGUUGAUUUGACAAAAUCCUUUAUGAAAUAAUUGCUAUAAUAAAAUCUCUAUAUAAAUGAUUUGGAAGAUAUUGAUCCAGAUAUGGCCAGAGGAUUAUAAGAUAUUCUUUAAAAUAAUGUUGAAAGUCUAUGCUUAGAUUUCACAUUUACUUUUAAUUAAUUUGGAAAAACAAAAGUUGUUGAGUUAAUUCCUAAUGGAAGUAACAUUGAAGUUACUGAAGAAAACAAAAAAUAAUAUGUAAAAGAAUUAGCUUAUUUUAGAAUGGUUAAAUAAAUCGAAAAGUAAGUCGAGGCUUUUAAAAAAGGUUUUUAUGAAGUCAUUCCUUUCGAUCAUUUAAAAAUUCUUUCAGUUAGAGAAUUAGGUAUUAAAUUGUCCGGGGUGCAUAUUAUUGAUAUUGAAGAUAUGAAAAAAAAUGUUAUUUGUGAAGGAAAAUAUACUUCGAAAUCUCCUUAAAUAUAAUGGAUGUUCGAAAUUUUAGAAGAAUACAAUUAAGAACAAAGGGCAGGAUUUUUAUUUUUUGCUACUAGUUCCUUUAAAGUACCUUUUGGUGGAUUUUAAAACUUCUAAAUUACUAUUUCUAAUAAAAAACUUGAUAAAUAAUCUUUACCUAUUUCUCAUACUUGCUUUAAAGAAAUCGAAUUACCAGAAUAUGAAAGUAAAGAGAUUAUGAAAGAAAAAUUCUAAAUUGCAUUAACUGAAGGAUAAAAAGGAUUUUAUAUUAGAUGAUUUUUUUUUUAUAUUUUUAUUGUUUUGGAUUUUGUUUUAACAAUAUUAAAUUUUAAUAAUGUCUUUUUAUUCAGUAAUAUACAUCAAAAUUUUAUUUAAAAAUCUUAAAUAU